Messenger RNA from Sardina pilchardus (European sardine), 1635 nucleotides. Its product is annotated as complement factor H-like. Bases 48 to 1487 code for a protein of 479 amino acids. Lineage: Eukaryota; Metazoa; Chordata; Actinopteri; Clupeiformes; Clupeidae. The transcript has 9 exons. The record is from RefSeq and is a predicted model, not a curated record.
AUAUUAACCUGCCCACAAACACACAUCCAUGCCAGUCCUCACUGGACAUGCUACAUGCCACAAUGAAAACAACUCUAUUGCUGUUCUGCAGUCUGGUGUGUGUUGCCACCAAUGCCUCAGAGACAGACCUUGAUAAAGUGUGCACUGAGCCACUCCCAGCGGUGGACAAUGCAGAGGUGUUGGAGGAGUACAGGGGGGACAACUACACCCAUGGCAGUGUCCUUCCCUUCACAUGUAGAUUAGGCUAUGUGUCGGCAGGACGGACCAUGUACUCUUGCUCCAACGCCAAGUGGGUUAGAGUCCGCAAGGGGAAGUGCGUUCCCAGACCAUGUGAACUCCCAGAGGACAUUCCAAAUGGGAAAUAUGACCUUGUUGAUGGAACUGAUCUAGUGUUUGGAGCAACAAUCAAGUACACCUGUGAUGAGGGCUACCAAAUGAUGAGCAGAUUUCACACAAGAGUGUGUAUGGUUGAUGGAUGGAGCAACAGUUUGCCCGUUUGCGAAGCGGUUGCCUGUUUGUCUGAGGACAACCCAAGUUUGAUUGUAAGAGGACUUCCCGAGGAUGACACCCCCAUCACAUAUGGCCAUAAGUUACAGUUUGAGUGUGCGGAUUCAGGAAUGGUCAUAAGAGGAGAACAAGAGGUCACCUGCACAUCAGCUGGACAGUGGAAUCAUCCCUUUCCUCGAUGUGAAGUUGUCACCUGUGAGUUGGAGAGGACAUACUCCAGUGUCAACGUAAGAGGACUUCCAGCUAAUGGUGGACCUGUCAAAUAUGGGACGACCCUGUACUUCACAUGUGCUCAAGAUGGGAUGACCAUAAAGGGAACGAGGGAGGUAACUUGCACAUCCACCGGGGAAUGGAGUGCCCCGUUUCCCAAAUGUGAAGUGAUUACUUGUGCACGUGAAGAAAUCCAUACCAAUGUCCAUGUGAGAGGCCUACCCACAGGAAACAGUCCUGUUGUGUACGGAACAAAACUAGAUUUCAGAUGCACCCAUUCAGCCAUGGUCCUGCAUGGGGCGAGAGAGGUGACCUGUUUGGAUAAUGGUCGGUGGAGCAACAUGUUUCCCAGAUGUGAAAAACCACCAUUGCCUAAUGGUUCAUGUGGUCCACCACCUCCAGUCGCAUUUGGAUCUAUAGUUCAAGGAUUGAAAACAGUGUACAGUCAUGAUGACUGGGUGAAGUUCCAGUGCCCAUAUUACUACAUUUUGAAGGGUAGGACCUGGUAUCCUUCGUGGAUGCGAUGUAAUGAAGGGAAAUGGGAGAAUGAAUCAAUGAAAUGUCUAAGACCCUGCACAGUAACAUCAGAAGAUAUGGAUAAGAGGAACAUUCAGUUUCAAUAUCCUAGAGGUGAUCUACGGUAUGUUAAACAUGAUGACCAUGUAACAUUUAUGUGCAAACCAGGCACAAUGAACAGGAAAGCACAAUUUGGACAAUACUGUAACAACGGUCACAUGGAUCUUCCUAUAUGUUACAAAUACAACUAUUGAACAAAUAUAAAUAUUGUGGGUUAUGUCAAACGGUCUGUAGACAAAUGUAAAAAUAUAUUGAUAAUAUAGUUGACCUUAUUUUGUUAACUUCAUUGUAUUCUAUUGUAUACUCCUUAUGAUGUCAUUGAAUUAAAGUGGUUUCAAACAA